Molecule: messenger RNA, 2164 nt
Organism: Gilbertella persicaria
Lineage: Eukaryota; Fungi; Mucoromycota; Mucoromycetes; Mucorales; Choanephoraceae
Product: acyltransferase ChoActase/COT/CPT
Exons: 6
Coding region: 19-2160 (713 amino acids)
Biological process (GO): carnitine metabolic process
Cellular component (GO): mitochondrion
Molecular function (GO): carnitine O-acetyltransferase activity
Source: RefSeq, a predicted model, not a curated record
AAAAGAAAAAUUUGUACAAUGACUAUUCGUUUUGCUAAUGAACCCACAGAUGGACAAACUUUCCAAUAUCAAAAUCAAUUGCCCAAGCUUCCUAUCCCUAAGCUUGAAGACACAGCAAGACGUUACCUUGCUGCAUUAAAGCCAUUACAGUCUACGGAAGAUCAUCAGAAAACGACCAAGGCAGUAGAAGAGUUCUUGCAAAAAGAUGGUCCUGUCCUUCAAGAGAAACUUAAGACAUAUGCAUCUGACAAAUCAUCUUACAUUGAGGAAUUCUGGUACGACUCUUAUCUCCACUUUACCGAUCCCGUCGUACUUAACCUGAACCCUUUCUUCUUAUUGGAAGACGAUAUUUCCCCACUUCGAAACGAUCAAGUCCAAAGGGCUUCUUCCUUGAUCUUUUCUACCUUAACAUUUGUUUAUGCGCUCAAGACAAAACAUUUGGAACCUGAUGUCUUUCGGGGUACGCCUCUCUGUAUGUCUCAAUUCAGUCGUCUCUUUGGUACUGCUCGAGUGCCCACAGGGAACGGCUGUUAUAUUGCACCCAACAAUGAUGUUGUAGGACGUCAUAUCGUCGUGAUUUCUCAUUCUCAGUUUUAUCAUUUUGAAGUUUUUGAUGAAUCCGGUGAUUUUGUACUGAACGAAAAAGAAAUUGCAGCCAAUUUACGAGCCAUCUUGCGUGAUUCUGCUCAGACACCAGUGACGGAUAUUGCUAAAAAUGCGGUAGGUAUCCUUACGACUGAAAACCGUCGCAAUUGGGCCAAAUUGAGAGCUCAGCUCAAGAGUGAUCCUCAGAACCGGGAGUCUCUUAAGGUCGUUGACGGUGCUUUGUUUAUUGUCUGUCUGGAUCAUGUGAGCCCUACUUCUUCAGAAGAUUUGAGUUACAAUAUGCUGUGUGGUACAUACAAUCUGGAACAAGGAAUGCAGGUUGGAACAUGUACCAAUCGAUGGUAUGAUAAACUUCAGAUUAUUGUCUGUCAAAAUGGAAGUGCCGGUAUCAAUUUCGAGCAUACGGGCGUGGAUGGUCAUACUGUAUUGCGCUUUGUGUCUGAUAUCUAUACAGAUACCAUUUUGCGCUUUGCAAAAACGAUCAAUAGUCAAACUCAAUCUAUCUUUCAUAACUAUCGUCAAAGAAGAGAGAGUGCAGGCGGUAAUCCUACUCGAGACAGAACGGGUUCUACUGGUAGUGCUACAGGCUAUUUUGAUCAUAAUCCUCGAAAGAUUGAAUGGAACAUGACUGAAGACUUGGAGUUGGGUAUUCGUUUUGCUGAAACAAGAUUAAGCGACUUGAUCUUGCAAAAUGAAGUCAAAGUACUUGAGUUUCAUGAUUAUGGCAAGAACUUUAUUACUGAUAUGAAGAUGAGUCCUGAUGCCUUUGUUCAGAUGGCUAUUCAAGCUGCUUAUUAUGGUUUGUAUGGUAAAUGCGAAAGUACAUAUGAACCAGCCAUGACCAAGACCUUUUUACACGGUCGAACAGAAGCCAUUCGUUCUGUCACUUCUGAAUCGCGUACUUUUGUCGAAACCUUCUAUUCCAACAAAUCUUCUCAUGACAAAUUGGAAUCCUUGCGUGCUGCUUUGAAGGCACAUACAAACAUUACCCGAGAAUGUUCUAAGGGACAAGGCCAAGAUCGUCAUCUUUAUGCCUUAGAAUGCGUCUGGGACAGACUUUUCAAGAACGAAAAAAAGCCUCAGUUGUUUACAGAUGGUGGAUGGAAGACAUUGAACAGCAGUAUUAUCAGUACUUCCAACUGUGGUAAUCCUGCACUACGUCUGUUUGGCUUUGGUCCUGUUGUUUCCAAUGGCUUUGGUAUUGGUUAUAUCAUUAAAGAAGAUCGAAUUUCGUUUGUUGCUUCUUCAAAGCAUCGUCAAACAGAGCGCUUUUUACAGACACUUAAAAAGUUUUUGAUGGAAAUCAAAGCCAUGUUGAUUAAAGAAAAGUAUCCUGGUGGUAUCUCUCAACGUCAAAGAAUCUUGGCUCUUGAAGAACAAGCACAACAAGCUCUUAAUGACGGUUAUAGUUACUUUGACAAUGGCUACGAGGCUGCAAACAGUGAUCAUACAUUAUCUGAUAGUGGUGGUGCUGGUUCACCACCUUCACCUACUACCAAGACAGUUCGUAAGGUUGGCAAACGUUUAUUGAUCCGUGAAAAUGAAGAUUUGUAACAAA